Arabidopsis lyrata subsp. lyrata is the source of this 558-nucleotide messenger RNA. RefSeq names its product prothymosin alpha. The transcript has 2 exons. Lineage: Eukaryota; Viridiplantae; Streptophyta; Magnoliopsida; Brassicales; Brassicaceae. The coding region runs from base 160 to 483 and encodes 107 amino acids. The record is from RefSeq and is a predicted model, not a curated record.
UCGAUUAUGGCUGGGAGAAAGAGGAAGAGGGGAACGUAUGCUCCGGAUCGAUGAAAAGAAGUAAGGGAAGAAGAUGGAGGAGCAACGAGUUUGCAGCCAUCCCCGACGGAGUUAAAGAAGCCAAUUGAGGGAGGAGAAGGAGUUGAAGAAGAAGUUCCGAUGUUAAGUCCGGUUGUCGAGGCAGAUGAAGAAGAGAAUGAGGAAGAAGAGUCUGGGAAUGAGGAAGAAGAGAACGAAGAAGAAGAGAACGAAGAAGGUCAAGGGAAUGGCGAAGACGGAGGAGAGACUAGUGGUAGUAGUACAACCUUGUUGGACUCCUCCUCUGAUGAGAGUAUCGAGGAUGAGAUAGCAAAUGGAAAUCGAGUGAAAAAUGCGGCGGAGAUGGAUACAAUGAGGGAGAACGUGAUCAUAUAUUUCAAAUGCGAAUGUCGCAUGAAUAUCUUGAUGAUGAAGACAUCAGGGGAGAAGAUAACUCUGUCAUAGUAUUGGUAUAACUAGAUAAAACUAGUCGGAUUUUAUUUGUAAUGCUGGUACAACUAGGUAUAAUUAUCAGUCUUU